AUCAACCCGGAAUUGAAAAGCACACCCAUUGCACGUUUAAUAGCAUUUCUAAAUCUGUACAAACAUAUAAAGGAACAUUUACGCAUGUGGCUUGACCGCAUAAAUGUAAAAGGCUUAUUGAAUACAGAAGCAUGUGUAUAAAUACAUUUUAUAAUUCAUCAUGAAUGUAAAUAUAUUUUUGAAAAUUUAGUACAGUAUUUACACAACCCGGGAGAUUGUUACAGCCAAUAAAAGGUGGAAUAAAGUUAAACAUAACAGUAAAGAACCAUAAAAAUAGCCUUUUUAGAACAAGAAUAUCGCAGUUACAAAAACAUAUAUAUUGACGACAUUACGAAAGGAAAAGACGCCCGUACAAAAAGUCGAUAUUAUAGAAGUAUCAAAACAAAUUGAAAAGACCUCGGACACAAGUAAAAUAUAUAAUUAGUUCUUGGAAGCAGCUUCACGUUACUACGUUACGUAUACUAGAUACGUAUCAUCCUGGAAUACAACAAGCAGUCGACUCAAUCGAUAAGAUUCGUCAUUGACAUAUGAGAAGAGUGGCGUACACACCUGAAAAUACACAGUCAAUUCGCUAUUGAUACAAUACUUAAGAUACUAAGACGAUACGAGCGAUCAUUAGGCUACGAUUGCUACCAAUGGCAUCACAGACAAUGUUCCUAGAUACAGUAUUUAUCAUUUUACUUACAUAUUUGAGAACUAUACAUUGUGCAGUGACUCUUACACAAAUCUCGACGGUGUAUUUGCCAUAUUUCGAGGGAUCUGGAUGGGCCAAACAGUACGCAUUGGUCACGGAUAACAUCGCUAAUGCUGCUGAAACAAGUGUGUAUGAUGCUGAUAGGGCGAUUAUAUAUUCCGUAGGUGGAAAUGGAUUCCUCAACAUAAUCGAUGCGAAGGAUGCAACUAACUUAACACAUGUCCACAGCGUUCAAUUCCAUCCAGAUUUUGGCAAAGCGUAUGCCUCAGAUGUGAAGCUGUGCUCUGGGUAUGUGUUUGUAACUGUGCAGUUUAUGGACAACCCUGAUAAUGGGAUGGUUUCCGUUUUUUCUCCGUUCCAGCCGACCGUUGGGACGAUAUACAGGAUAGUAGAUAUUGAAGUCGGAUCAUAUCCAGCACAAAUGCAGUUUACAAAAGAUUGUAAAACCCUCGUCGUGGCUAAUGAGGGAAGAUUAUCAAAGGCGGGCAAUGGGAACUACUAUGACGCAGAGGGCAGUAUAUCUAUCGUUAUGUUCACCAGCGAGGACUUCACAGUUAGCGAAGUUACCACUUUAGACUUUCAGCAGUAUAAUGCAAGGACAAAUGAGUACAUGGAGAAGGGCGUUAGGUACUUAUAUAGAGGAUUAGACCAGACACCAUUAGUCAGUACAUUCUCGCAAGAUUUAGAACCAAAGUCUGUUACAAUUAAUACGGCUGAAACUAGGGCAUAUAUAAGCUUACAGGAAAACAAUGCCAUAGCUAUAGUUGAUUUGACAACAAAAAGUAUAAUAGACUUAUAUCCACUUGGUACAAAGUCUUGGAAGAACAACUGGAUAGAUGCGUCAAACACUGACGGUGGAUUUAUGCAACAGUAUGAUAUUCAAAGUUUCUACCAGCCUGAUGGUAUGAAAUAUUUCGAGGCUAACGGAGUGGGGUAUAUCGCUACAGCGAACGAAGGCGCUGCUAAACACUACAGAGUCAAUAAGGUCGGCCUCACCUGGACUGAAAUAAUUACUGGGAAAACAUUAUCAGCAGAAAACAUCGUCAGUAAAAGUGUCUCUGGUGCUUUAUCGAGUAGUUUAAACACUUACAGCAAACUCGGAGGCAUGGAGUUCUCCAAAUUGGAAGGGGUCGUUACUGAAGACGGUCAGCAGGUUUAUGAACGAUUCUAUGCCUUUGGUGGAAGAAGUAUUGCGAUAUGGCGGGCAGAUGAUAUAUCUUUGGUAUAUGAAAGCGGGAAUCAAACUGCAACUGAACACUACAACAAAUAUUUGUCUAUAUUUAAUGGUCACAUGGCUGAUCUUGCACACACUCCCAAAGAGGACAAAGACACGCGAUCUGCGAUGAAAGGUGCGGAACCUGAAUCUCUGGAAAUUGCAGACGUCGGCGACGAGCGUUAUAUAUUUGUCGGGAAUGAGCGGACGUCAACUAUCAUGGUGUACAAAAUGUCCAAAUCAUCACACGUGCCCGUGUUUGAGAGUAUCAAUAGAGCAGGGAAUCUAGACAACUCGUGGACUUCAUUAUACGAAAACAGAGCAGGAAGAGAUGUGGGCGAUGGUGUAGGAGAUAUUGAUCCAGAAGGACUUUUUUUUAUACCAUACGACGAGAGUCCGAACUGCGAACCCCUGUUGCUGGUCACUGGGGCAGUAAGCGGGACAGUGUCUUUAUACUCUGUUAAUGGUCUUCCCGUUCCAUCUGAAAGGAUUUGCAAAACAGUCACUCAAGGACCCCCAUUUGUUCCACCUGAAACGUCCACUAAGUCGACACCAACGGCUCCAUCUACCAACACUCCUGAACAGACGACUGCUUCAACAACAUUGCCGGGUGAAGCUCCUGGACAGUCGACUGCUUCAACAUCACCGCCAAGUGAAGCUCCUGGACAGUCGACUGCUUCAACAUCA
Molecule: messenger RNA, 2594 nt
Organism: Owenia fusiformis
Lineage: Eukaryota; Metazoa; Annelida; Polychaeta; Sabellida; Oweniidae
Source: the annotation of a GenBank genome assembly